This is a messenger RNA of Arachis duranensis, 3047 nucleotides long. Its product is annotated as disease resistance protein RUN1-like. Gene Ontology annotation, biological process: signal transduction; defense response. Gene Ontology annotation, molecular function: ADP binding. Bases 107 to 2761 code for a protein of 884 amino acids. The record is from RefSeq and is a predicted model, not a curated record. NCBI's taxonomy places the organism in Eukaryota, Viridiplantae, Streptophyta, Magnoliopsida, Fabales, Fabaceae. The transcript has 4 exons.
UUUAGUUUGAAUCACAAACAUUGAACCUUGAACCAAUCUAAAACCCUGUUAGAGGGAUUUGUGCUGUGCUGAAAUCCAAUUCAAGUUGGUUUCAAAAACUGAGGAAAUGGAUUUGAGCUCUAAAUCCUACAAAUGGAAGUAUGAUGUAUUCUUGAGCUUUAGAGGGGAUGAUACACGUAGGAGUUUCACAAGCCAUCUUUAUCAUUCUCUUUGCCAAAAGGGUGUCAAUACUUUCAUAGACUACAAGGAUCUCAUAAAGGGAGAGCAGAUAACACCUUCACUUCUUAGGGCUAUUGAAGCCUCAAGGAUCUCAGUCGUUGUAUUAUCUGAAAACUAUGCAUCUUCCACUUCUUGCUUGGAUGAACUCCUUAAGAUCAUUGAGUGCAAGGACACUAAGGGUCAGCUGGUUUUGCCGGUCUUUUAUGGUGUGAAUCCAUCUCAAGUAAGAGAACAGAAGGGAAGUUUUGCAGAAGAUUUGGCCAAACAUGAAGACAAGUUCAGGGAUGAUGUCAACAAAGUAAAAAGGUGGAGGGCAGCACUAUGUGAGGCUUCUACUUUGUCUGGGUGGCACAUGGGUGACGGGCAAGAAUCAAAAUUUGUCCAGAGAAUUGUUGAGGAGAUAUUGAGUAAGUUGAACCGCACACCUUUCAAUGUUGCUAAGCAUCCUGUUGGAUUGGAUUCACCUAUUGAAGAUAUUAAAACACUUUUAGAUACUGGAUCAGAUGAUGUACAGGCUAUAGGAAUUUAUGGAAUUGGAGGUAUAGGGAAAACAACACUUGCUAAGGCUGUUUAUAACCAUAUUGCUAACCAGUUUGAGGGUAGUGCUUUCAUUGCAAAUGUUAGAGAAAUUUCAAGUCAAAGAUCUGGGUUAGUUCAACUACAAGAAGCUCUUCUUUCUGAGAAUUUGAACCACAGAUAUUGUAAAGUAGGAAACAAAGACAGAGGCAUUAAUAUGAUAAAGAAUAGGCUUUGCAGCAAAAAAGUUCUCAUAGUUGUUGAUGAUGCUGAUUCGUUGGAGCAACUGGAAUCAUUGAUUGGAGAAUAUAGUUGGUUUGGUUCUGGAAGUAGAAUCAUCAUAACAACUAGAGAUGAGCAUUUGCUAGUUGCUCACAAUGUGGAAACAAUCUACAAGGUCAACGAAUUAAAUCAUGGUCAUGCUCUUGAACUUUUUAGUUGGUUUGCAUUCAAAAAUCCAUGUCCUCCAACAAAUUAUGAGAAGCUUUCAUCCCACAUAUUAAACUAUGCCAAGGGACUGCCAUUGGCACUAACAGUUUUGGGAUCUCACUUUUGUGGUAGGGGAAAGGCUGAGUGGAUAAGUGCAUUAGCUAAACUGAAAAAAGCUCCAAAUAAACAGAUUUUUGAAAUACUUAAAAUCAGCUUUGAUGGAUUGGAAGAGAAUGAAAAGGCCAUUUUUCUUGAUAUUGCAUGCUUCUUUAAGGGAGAGGACAGACAAUAUGUGAAAAUGAUAUUAGAUGGCUGUGACCUACAUUCAGAUAAUGGUUUCGGAGUUCUAAUGGAGAAGUCUCUAAUUACUGUAGAAGUUAAUAAGAUUUGGGUGCAUGAUUUGCUACAGGAAAUGGCUAAAGAAAUUGUGCGUCUUGAAUCCCCCAAUGAUCCUAGUAAACGUAGCAGAUUAUGGUUUCAUGAGGAUGUUCUUCAUGUAUUAAAACACAAUAAGGGAAGUAACAACAUUGAAGGCAUAAGGCUAGAUAUACCAGAAUCAGAGACAGACUACAUAGAGGCCAAGGCCUUGUCAAGGAUGAAUAGACUCAGAAUUCUUAUUAUCAACAAUGUGCAUGUUACAGAUGAUAUCCAGUAUCUACCUGAUGAGCUAAGAAUUCUUAUUAUCAACAAUAUGCAUGUUACAGAUGAUAUCCAGUAUCUACCUGAUACGCUAAGAUUGAUUAAUUGGCCAAGAUACCCUUCUUCAACUCUACCACCAAAUUUCUAUCCAAGGAGGCUUGUCUGUCUAAAUAUGAGUCAUAGCCGCAUCAAGCAGUUGUGGAAGGGAGUUAAGAUAUUCAGAGACUUGAAACUUGUGUCUUUUAGCAGCUGUGAACACCUCAAAGAAAUUCCAGACUUCUCAAUGGUUCCAAACCUAGAAAGCCUAAGCCUAGACAACUGUAGAAGCUUAAUUAAGGUGCAUGUGUCUGUGGGAACUCUUGAUAAGCUUGUUACUUUAAACCUUCUAUUUUGCUCCAAUCUCAAGACCUUUCCAAGUCGUUUCAUGCUAAAAUCACUCCGUACUCUCCUCCUCACUGGCUGCUCAAAACUAAAAAAGUUUCCAGAGAUUGUGGGGAACAUGGAACAUCUUGAAGAAAUCCUUCUCCAAAGAACAGCAAUAAAAGAACUACCUGAGUCGAUUGAAUAUCUAAGCGGGCUGAAGUUCUUAUUCUUAGAGUCUUGCCAGAGUCUUGAGCAUCUCCCUAGUAGCCUUCAGAAGUUGCAAAACCUUACUACUCUUGAUCUAAGUGGCUGCUCUAAGCUUCAAAAGAUUCCGAAGCUACCCCCAAAUACAAGAUAUAUAGACUUGAGUAAUUGUAGAUCUUUGACAAGCUUUCCAACAUUAUCCAGCAUAUCAAAUUUUAUUGCAGAGGAUUUUCCAAGGUUUUAUCAAAUUAGAUUUGUUAACUGCCAUAAACUGAUAAAUAAACAAGUCCUAGAGCAUAUAACAAAUCUCUUCGGUAGUAAGGUUGUUUCACAAUGCCCACACUCUCUUUGUAUGUUUGUGUGUUAUUCCUGCAAAAUAUUUCAGACAUAAUUUUUUUUUGUUUUUUGGGCUUCAGGAUAUGAUGCUUCCAGAAUAUAUUUCUUGUGAAUUUGUACUUCCAGGGAGCAAGAUCCCAGAUUGGUUCCAAUACCAGAGUACUAAUUAUUCCAUUUAUCUUGAGGUGUCUUCAAGUUUAUAUGGUAAGCCCUUGGAGGUAUUUUUUGGCGCAGUUUUUGAGUUGGAUAAAGGUGUUACUACAACUGGCAUGUUUACAGGUGAAUUUGAUCUUAUUGUCAAUGAUACAAAGUUAAAUAUGUUUGCAACCCAUUUUGAGGCA